Arachis ipaensis is the source of this 2930-nucleotide messenger RNA. RefSeq names its product carbon-nitrogen hydrolase family protein. Gene Ontology annotation, biological process: NAD+ biosynthetic process. The record is from RefSeq and is a predicted model, not a curated record. Gene Ontology annotation, cellular component: cytoplasm. Gene Ontology annotation, molecular function: NAD+ synthase (glutamine-hydrolyzing) activity; glutaminase activity; ATP binding. Lineage: Eukaryota; Viridiplantae; Streptophyta; Magnoliopsida; Fabales; Fabaceae.
CUAAAGAAGGAAACCAACGCAGCCACACCCACUCACCCAGCAUCAACUAUCCUCUCCUCUCUGAAACUACACAGCAUCAAGUAAACCUAGCCCCCAGCCACCCAGCACUGCAGCCCACCGCCCGCAGUCACCGCAAUCUCUGCCGCCACUGCAGCCACGCAGCCCCCGCAUCCGCCCCCGCAGGCCGCAGCCACUGCAGCUCCCCGCAACCCCACAGCCACGCAGCCUCCACCGCCACCGUAGGAAGAUCCAUCGCCGUGGUAGGAAGCUGUGUCACCGUGAUUGGAAGCUCCCUUGCCGUCGUUUGGAAGCUCCCUUGCCGUCGUUUGGAAGCUCGUUGGCCGUCUCCUCUGUUCGAGCUCUCUCUCUCUGUGUCGCCGUGUUUCUGUCACUUCCUUUCCUCCUCGCAGCCGUUCGUGAGGAUGAGGCUGUUGAAGGUUGCCACUUGCAAUCUCAACCAAUGGGCCAUGGACUUCGAUUCAAACACUCAGCGAAUCAAGGACUCCAUCGCUAUCGCUAAACAAUCCGGCGCCGUCAUUAGGCUCGGCCCUGAGCUCGAGCUCACUGGCUAUGGCUGUGAAGACCACUUCUUGGAACUCGACACCGUCACACACGCAUGGGAAUGUUUGAAAGAUAUCUUAGUUGGUGAUUUGACGGAUGGAAUUGUGUGUAGCAUUGGAAUGCCUAUUAUCAAGGACUCUGAGCGCUACAAUUGUCAGGUUCUUUGUUUGAAUCGCAAGAUUCUCAUGAUACGCCCAAAGAUGUGGCUUGCGAACGAUGGCAAUUAUAGAGAACUUCGAUGGUUCACGGCGUGGAAGCCGAGAGAUCAUCUUGUCCAUUUUCAGCUUCCCGGCGAGAUAGCUGAGGCGUUAGGCCAGACAUCGGUUCCCUUUGGUUAUGGAUUUCUGAAGUUUAAGGACACAGCUAUUUCGGCUGAAGUUUGUGAAGAGCUGUUUACUCCAACUCCCCCACAUUCUGAGCUUGCAUUGAAUGGGGUUGAAGUAUUUAUGAAUGCCAGUGGAAGUCAUCACCAACUUAGAAAGCUUGAUGUUCGUCUUCGUGCUUUUAUAGAUGCCACUCACACUCGUGGCGGAGUAUACAUGUAUAGCAAUCACCAAGGAUGCGAUGGUGGCCGUCUUUACUAUGAUGGCUGUGCUUGUGUUGUGGUCAAUGGUGAUCUCAUUGCACAAGGGUCACAAUUUUCUUUAAAGGAUGUUGAGGUUGUGGUUGCACAAAUGGAUCUAGACAUGGUGGCAAGCCUAAGAGGAUCCGUAAGUAGCUUUCAAGAGCAAGCAAGUUGUAAAACUAAGGUUCCUUCAGUGGAAGUACCAUAUAGUCUUUGUGUACCUUUUAAUCUUAAACAUCGUCUUUCCAUUCCACUAAAGAUCAAGUAUCACUCUCCUGAGGAGGAAAUAGCAUUUGGACCUGGUUGCUGGUUAUGGGACUAUUUAAGAAGAAGCGGAGCAUCUGGUUUUCUGCUUCCCCUUUCUGGUGGAGCAGACAGUUCAUCAGUUGCUGCAAUUGUUGGUUGCAUGUGUCAGCUGGUUGUUAAAGAAAUCGCAAAUGGAGAUGAACAAGUUAAAGCUGAUGCAAUAAGAAUAGGAAACUACAAAGAUGGACAAUAUCCUACUGAUAGCAGAGAAUUUGCCAAGCGAAUAUUCUAUACUGUUUUUAUGGGAUCUGAAAACAGUUCGGACAUGACAAGGUCACGGGCCAAGGUGUUGGCUGAUGAAAUUGGUUCAUGGCACCUUGAUCUUUCCAUUGAUGGAGUUGUAUCUGCGUUUUUGUCAUUGUUCCAAACACUUACAGGAAAGAGACCACGCUAUAAGGUAGAUGGUGGAUCUAAUGUUGAGAAUCUAAGCUUGCAGAACAUACAAGCUAGAAUCAGGAUGGUGCUCGCCUUCAUGUUAGCAUCACUAUUGCCUUGGGUUCACAACAAACCAGGGUUUUAUCUUGUCUUGGGGAGCUCAAAUGUGGAUGAAGGAUUACGUGGUUACUUGACAAAGUAUGAUUGCAGCGCAGCAGAUAUAAAUCCUAUUGGUAGCAUAAGUAAGCAGGACCUUAGGACAUUCCUGCGAUGGGCAGCUAUCCAUCUUGGUUACUCAUCUCUGGCAGAAAUUGAAGCAGCUCCACCUACUGCUGAACUGGAGCCUAUACGUUCUAACUACACUCAGCUUGAUGAAGUUGAUAUGGGAAUGACUUACGAGGAACUGUCAGUCUAUGGAAGACUACGGAAAAUCUUCCGAUGUGGUCCAGUUUCAAUGUUCCAGAAUCUGUGUUAUAGAUGGGGUGGAAGAUUGACUCCAUCACAGGUGGCCGAAAAAGUGAAACACUUCUUCAAGUACUAUUCAAUCAACCGGCACAAAAUGACUGUCUUGACGCCUUCAUAUCAUGCCGAGAGUUAUUCCCCGGAGGAUAAUAGGUUUGAUCUGCGCCAGUUUCUCUAUAAUGUGAGAUGGCCCUAUCAAUUUCGGAAGAUUGAUGAACUAGUGAGUGAGUUGGAUGUGAAAGACAUUGUUCAAGAAGGAGACCAUGUAGCAGCUGUAUCAGAAGGUGUUGGUGGGAUGGGAGUUGCUGCAGCAGGUUCAGGCAAUCCCAAAGUCGGAUUCUAACUAAAAUUUAACCAAACCAGGAAUGAAACAACAGAAUAAAUUAGAAGUCUGCCUAGACAGAGAUGUAGAUUUCAUCUUUCAAAAAUUAAUGUACAUUUUUUUUUCCCACUUGAUAUAGUCUAUAGAGAUGUAUGAGUGGCUAAGAAACUCAGUGUCUACCAAAUUAAUAAAUUUAAAUGAAAAUUGUUCGGUCACCCAUACUCAUGUUUGUGAGAUUUCUGUAAGAAACAAUACCUCUAUCAUUUCGCUUCAUCCUUUUUUAUUGUACAGUUUACUCUCGUGAGCAAUGAAAUUAAUCCAACCUAGCAUUUCAGCUUC